AUGGAUGAUUUCGGUCUGUGUUUAUCUGGGGAUAAAUUCUCAGCAGUUCCCAUGGGUAGAAGAAAUACGAUUCAUGGAAGUGAAAUACGAAAGGAAAAUGCUGGAGCUGAUGUUUACAAUGUCCGUCGACCUGGUGGCAAAAACAGAGGAAAGUGUUGUUCUAGUACCAGUACUGUUGCUGGUAACUCGACUACAUCCAGUAUUGUUUCUCAAACCAGACAGAUGGGUCUCACCGAUGUGGUUAGGGGAACUUUGCGGAGAAGGGUUUCCACCAGUUUGCUAAAGCACAAACUGAAAAAGUUGCAGGAUUAUUCACUACCCCAUCAUCUUGAUAACUUUGCACUGCUGAGAGAAACUUGCAAUGUUAAAGCAGCCGGAACAUCCAACAUCUUGAAAAAACAUAAGACACCACCACCAAAGCCUCCUCGUCAAAACCUUCCUACGAAUUCCAAAGGAAAUAAGAGCCUCCCAGCUGGAAAACAACACAACCAGGAACUUAUUACGGACCAUGAUCUCCAGCAAAAGAUUGACCAUGAAAUUAAAAUGCGUGAAGGGACCGCCCGCUUACUUGUGGCCAGCAAACAUCCGGCCCAGGUUCUGGAAGCUGCCAAAAACCUUCUGUCUUCCAACACUCGCAUCAUUGCAUACAUGUCAGAGCUUCAGAGGCGAAAAACGGCAGAAGUUCUAGGGAAAACACUGUCUCAUGAAGGCAACCAGCUGCCAUGUAAGGCCCAAGUCAGUGUUUCAGAUAUACGAAUUCCCCUGAUGUGGAAAGAUGCAGAUCACUUCAAGAACAAAGGAGAUUACCGCCGAUAUGCUGUGUUCUGUAUGCUCAAAGUUGGAACAGAGAUCUAUGACACAUCAAUGAUCAGUGAUGUGGACAGGAGCAUGACAGACAUCACCUUUGAAGAUGUUAUUCUAUUUGAUGAUGUCCCUCAUGACUUUGAGAUGAAAUUGGAGGUCUAUUGUCACAAGCUACACGAAGAGUUCUCUGUUGCCAAUACCCCUAAAAAGCUACGUAAAAAGAUCAAUGAUAUCUCAGGCUCCGUUGGCCGCAGUGUUGGGAAACGUCUCUCUGGUUUGAAUGAUUCAGAAGUCAUUGGAAACAUGGUGUUGGGACCAAAGUUUGAGCUGGUUGCCAGAGGGUCAUUAAAUCUUGCAGAUGUUGACAAGUCUGUGAGAACAUUUGAUCUUCAGCUAGAGACAACUGCAGAUGGGCAAGUACACGAACUGCCUCUGUUUGGCCAUUAUUGCUGCCGCUUGGCUGCUUUGCCAAACUGUCUCGUCCGAGCGACAGUAACAGGUUACCUUAACUUACAG
This is a messenger RNA of Candidula unifasciata, 1320 nucleotides long. Lineage: Eukaryota; Metazoa; Mollusca; Gastropoda; Stylommatophora; Geomitridae. The record is from the annotation of a GenBank genome assembly.